AUGGUGCUGAAUAGGAUUCUGUAUCAGCCUCCUGUUAUGCAUCCUCGAAGACGGCAGGAUGUCACUCACAAGAAUGUCCAUCAACUCUUCCAGGCUCGGAAUUUCCAAGACAGUGUUGCCGCACGCCUCGCCGACUCGGUCAAGAUUCCAACGGUAACAUAUGAUGGUAUGGGUCAUGUCGGGGAGGAUCCUCGGUGGGAGGUUUUCUUUCAAUUCUCGAAUUAUCUGAAGAAGGCGUUUCCAAGAGUAUACGAACAACUGACGGUCGAAACGGUCAAUCAGCAUGGCUUGUUGUACACAUGGCGCGGGUCACAGGAAGCUAUGAAACCCCUCUUGUUCAUGGCACAUUCAGAUGUCGUCCCCGCUGGCGAGUCGACUUCCGAAGAAUGGACUUAUUCUCCUUUCUCAGGCCAUUACGAUGGGGAGUAUAUCUGGGGUCGAGGUUCCGAAGACGACAAGUCGAACCUCAUAGCAAUGUUGACAGCUAUCGAUUGUUUACUUGCAUGCGACUUCAUACCACAUCGAACUGUGAUCCUCUCGGUCGGCUUCGACGAGGAGGGUGGAGCCGAACAGAGUUACGGCGCCAGGUGUCUUGCGGAAAUUCUAUUGGACAGAUAUGGGAAGGACGGUAUCGAAAUGAUUUUCGAUGAGGGUAUUGCAGGCAUUGAGAAUCGUUUUGGGACCGACUUCGCACUUCCUGCAACUGCCGAAAAGGGAUAUAUCGAUGUCACUGUGACUGUCAAUGUUCCUGGGGGUCAUUCUUCCACUCCACCUGACCACACAGCUAUCGGCUUUUUGGCUCAAAUAAUUCGACUGAUCGAAGACCACCCAUUCAAAUCACAGCUGGUUCGAAACAAUCCGACCCUGACUUACCUUCGACAAGCAGCGUUGUAUUCCAAGAAAAUGCCGGAAGAUCUGCGAGAGGCGAUUCUCGGCGCACAGAACUCGAAGAAGCUCCUCGAAUAUAUGGAAAGCGACCGCGAGAGACGUGCCAUGAUCAGAACAUCCACGGCUGUUGAUGUGAUCCAAGGCGGAGACAAGGUGAAUUCGCUCCCAGAAAAUGCCAGUGUCCUCGUCAACCAUCGCAUCGCAAUACAGGACUCUGUCCAGGCUGUCAAAGACCACUAUGUUCAUCUCCUUGCGCCUUGGGCCCGCGAACAAGGUUUCACACUCCAGGCAUUCGGUGCUAAGGCUCAACAAGAAAACAGCACCUCGAUGCGACCAGGUAACAACACUGCCGAUUGUGGUGACCUCACUCUUUCCGCACAUUAUGAGCUGGAAUCAUCACCGGUUUCAAGCGCAGAGGAUGCCCGAUUCAGAUUACUCGCUGGUACCAUCAAAGGUGUCUUUGGAAAUGAUGUUGUUGUAGCCCCAGAGUUGUUAACUGGCAACACCGACACCAGAUACUAUUGGGACCUUUCGCCGCAAAUAUAUCGCAUGUCUCCAUGGCGAGCCAGUCAUGACCCUCGAGGGACCCGGAUGCACACGGUGGACGAGAGAAUGCCGAUUAAAGGUCUUAUGGAGAUGGUGCACUUUUACCACGAAUUCAUCCGAAUAGUGGACGAGGUGCACAUGGACGAUACCCAAUCGAUUCACAAUCAGACUCGACACGAGAGCGCCAUUUCACCUGUUCCUUCACAGCAGGUAUGCGUCACAUGA
Cladophialophora psammophila CBS 110553 is the source of this 1659-nucleotide messenger RNA. RefSeq lists its product as uncharacterized. Bases 1 to 1659 code for a protein of 552 amino acids. Gene Ontology annotation, molecular function: metallocarboxypeptidase activity. The transcript is spliced from 7 exons. The record is from RefSeq and is a predicted model, not a curated record. Gene Ontology annotation, cellular component: fungal-type vacuole lumen. Lineage: Eukaryota; Fungi; Ascomycota; Eurotiomycetes; Chaetothyriales; Herpotrichiellaceae.